UGUGCGGCCACCCCCGCAGCUGGGGCGGAACGUCUAGCGCAGCAUGGGGCAUGGGCCGUGAGCGCACUGUGUCUCGGUCUGCCCAGGCGCGGCCUUGUGCGAGCGUGCAUGUGCGAGCCCGGCCCGCCAGGCGUGGGAAAGGCACACUCACACUGGCUCGUCUGGUCGAGGCCUUUGCCCCGAUCCUUCCCAUUCUCCACUCUGUCUUGCCUGCCCAUCCUCUCUGCGCCGCUCCUGUCCAUUCUUCAAUACCCACCUGCAACCUUCCUGCCAGUCGACCAUCGUCAGCCCUCCCUCCACGACCACAUCACCGUCCUUCGCCCCAGGCUGUCUUGCUGGCGACAGGCUGCCGUCCUCGUCACCGUCGCCGUCGCCUCCGACUCCUAUUGCCGGAUGCCCGAUGCUCGCACGCACUUGUCACGAAUGAGCGCGUGGUCCCGGCGGCUCAGCACACUGCGUUUCUCCCGACGUGACCUCAGGGCGACAAAUCAACUGCAACAUAACGCAUGGUCUCGCGACCAGCCAAGGCCUCAACCACUGCUCAACCUGAGAACUCGAACUCAAAAUAUACUGUGCAGGGAGGAGAGGAGCAACGACCCGCAGACUCCAAUCAGUGCCAUACCUCUGACUGAGAGAACCUGGCUUGACUGAGCCUUCACGGCGCAUCAUGGCGAUCGCCAUGGGUUGGCAGAAGCCCGACAAUGUUGCUGGCUCCUCAGCGCCAGCAAUCAUGGUCGGGCUUUUCGUCGCCUCGGCUGGCUUGCUCUUCGGCUACGACACUGGGUGCGGAUCCCUGUC
Molecule: messenger RNA, 798 nt
Organism: Microdochium trichocladiopsis
Lineage: Eukaryota; Fungi; Ascomycota; Sordariomycetes; Xylariales; Microdochiaceae
Exons: 1
Source: RefSeq, a predicted model, not a curated record